Messenger RNA from Scomber japonicus (chub mackerel), 6185 nucleotides. It is a transcript of the gene itpkb, whose product is annotated as inositol-trisphosphate 3-kinase B. Gene Ontology annotation, biological process: inositol phosphate biosynthetic process. The record is from RefSeq and is a predicted model, not a curated record. Bases 618 to 2999 code for a protein of 793 amino acids. NCBI's taxonomy places the organism in Eukaryota, Metazoa, Chordata, Actinopteri, Scombriformes, Scombridae. The transcript has 12 exons. Gene Ontology annotation, cellular component: nucleus; cytoplasm. Gene Ontology annotation, molecular function: inositol-1,4,5-trisphosphate 3-kinase activity; inositol tetrakisphosphate kinase activity.
AUGACAACAGAAAGCAGCUAAAAAACUAUUUCUCCCGUGAGCUAAACUGUGAGAGGGCUUCAUUGCCCACUCCGAACUACCCUAAAGUCCCCCUGAAAUAACCAGAGAGAAAGAGAAAGAAAGAAAGAAAAAGAAAAAACUCGUGGUGGAGAAAGACAUUUUGAAAUCUUCUUCUGUGGAGGAGGAGGAGGAUUUUUUUCUUCUUUUUUUUUUGAAAAGGUGAAAAAGCAGAAAAAAAAAGGACCGGGCUGUGGCGUCGAACAAGUUCGUCUGUGGAAGAAUCCAAAAACGCACAAGAGGAGUAGAGAAGAAGUUUAUUCGGCUGCACAAGAAGACGCGUCUUUGUGCGUUUUAUGUGUCAGACACGCUCACAGACAAGACAAGAAUCAUCCUCGGAUCCUCGGGUUAUUGCUCCUGAUAUCACGCUGUAAUAUUACUAUUCUCCAGUCCUGAAGGAGCCUCCCAGAGGACGCUGAGUUUUUCUGGCAGUGUGGAACUGCUGCUACAGACUGAAUGCAGAGAAAACACUGAAAGCUGUUCUCAAGAACUCCCUGCAGCUUCAGGGGAGAUUGUCAGAUGUGUACCCAGCACUCAGAGCCCCUGGCCUGGCCGCGGGGAUGGCAGCCUCUGCCCUGAACCUGAACGGCCUUGGAGUCAUGAGCAGCAGUAAUCAGUUUCACACCCAGCCAGGAUCCUCUAGUACCAGUUCCCGAGUUAGACCCAGCCCGGUCGGCCGACCUGUGCUGCCAGUUCCCGAUCGGACAACUUACAGCCAAUUACUGGGUGGGGGAACGCUGAGUGGAGGUCUCUACAGUCCAACCAGCCCCAAGACGAGCCCCCGGUCGCCGGGUCGAACCUUUGUCUUCCCCCCUUCAUCCUCACUCUCCCCCAGCCCCACCCGUCGCGCUCGCUCCCCUUCCCCAAGAAGCCCGGAGCUCCUGGGAGUCAAUGUGGGCCAGCGGGUUCGACGACUGAGCUCACCCAGCGGUGAGGAGAGCGGGGAAGGAGAGGGGUUGGAGGAGAGGGGAGGAGAGACGGGAGGAGGAGGAGGAGAGAGGCGAGAGGACAGGAGACGUCAGGCACAGCUGCUGCAGAUUCACAGAGAGCUGCAGAACGUUGAGGUCAGGGGAAAAGUGGGCAUUUUCGAGGCCCACAUAUCCGGGAUUCGUGCCCAGGUGCUAAACAACGAGCUCCAACGCAGCCCUCGGUCUCCAAGACGAUCGCCUAGCCAAGCCCCUUCCCAUCCCAGUCAACAAAACACAGGCCCUGAAUGCCCAAUGAACCAACCACAAGAGACUAAAAUUCCUCUUGUUGUCCAGAAUGGAAGAGAAAGACAGGAUGAAACAGUGGAAGGAGAAAGGAGAGAAGGUGAGAAGGACAGCAGUGCUAAUAUAGAAAACACGGAAAACAAGACACUGAUUGGUCAAAAUGGCUGCCAUUCAGAAACAACAAUGCAAACUCCCUGUUUAGAUGGACUGGUUGAUGUUCAGGGUUCCCUUGAGACAUUAGACCCAGAUGCAGCAAUAGACAGAGAGCGACAAGAGGGAGAAAGGCUGAGAGAAAUGGAGGGAGAAAAAGACAGAGGGGAGAAAGAAAGCAAACAAAUGCUGGGAGACAAAAGAGAACGGACUGUGAGAGACGUGACAGGUGAGAAAGAGGACCAGUUGUGUCCUGAUAUGCUGCUCCAGACAGACACAGACAGAUUGAAGGUUAACCCAGAAACCCCUGCUUUACCUCAAAGCAGUGAGGGCUCCCCUUCUUUGCUGGACAUCACCGAUCACACCUCCAACCACUCUGCCUCCAUCCCUCCCUCCAUCCCUGCAGUCAUAAUAACUGACCACGGUUUGGAAAACCAGCCUCAAACCUCUGAUGGUCAAGGCUCAGACCAGGGACUAUACUGCCCCCCUAGCCCUAGUUCUAGCCCCAUCCCUGGCCCAAACUCCUCCACCCGUUCCCUCAGAAAGCUGUCGUCCUCCUCGGCCUCCUCGGCUGGUUUCUCUUCAUCAUGGGAGGAGUCGGAGGAGGAUAUUUCCAGUGAUACGGAGAAAGGGGAGCAACUUCUCAACCCUGCACUCCUCAGUUCUCAACAGAAAGCACACAAGUCCUGGAAGAAAAUCAAGAACAUGGUCCACUGGUCGCCAUUUGUGAUGUCCUUCAAGAAGAAAUAUCCCUGGAUACAACUGGCUGGACAUGCAGGGAGCUUCAAGGCAGGAGCCAAUGGCCGCAUUUUAAAAAAACACUGUGAAUGUGAGCAGCGCUGUUUGUCGCUCCUGAUGAGGGACGUGCUGCGCCCCUAUGUCCCUGGUUACCAUGGAGAUGUAGAGAAGGACGGCCAGAAAUACAACCAGAUGGAGGAUCUGCUGGCUGAGUUCGACUUCCCGUGUGUGAUGGACUGUAAGAUGGGAGUGAGGACCUACCUCGAGGAAGAGUUGACCAAGGCUCGUAAGAAGCCUUCUCCUAGACCGGAUAUGUAUCAGAAAAUGAUUGAGGUUGACCCUAAUGCACCGAUGCCAGAGGAGAAUGACAAGAAAGCAGUGACCAAGCCCAGAUACAUGCAGUGGAGAGAGACCAUAAGCUCAACAGCCACCCUGGGAUUUAGGAUAGAGGGAGUCAAGAAAGAGGACGGGACGGUGAACAGAGAUUUUAAGAAGACGAAGACGAGAGAGCAAGUCACUGCAGCCUUCCAUGACUUUGUCAAAGGAAAGAAGGAUAUACUGAACUGUUAUCUAGCCAGGUUGAAGGAAAUCAGUGACACUCUGGAGAUCUCCCCGUUCUUCAAAACCCACGAGGUGAUUGGCAGCUCCUUGUUAUUCGUUCAUGACAGUAAAGGACGAGCCAAGGUCUGGAUGAUUGACUUUGGGAAAACGACUCCUCUUCCCGAGGGAGACGAACUGACCCACAGAGCGUCGUGGUGUGAAGGGAACAGAGAGGAUGGCUACCUUUUUGGACUUGAUAGUUUGGUGGACAUCAUUUCAUCCAUGGUGAACUCUGAGACUUGAAGUCUGAGGAGUUUCUUAAUCACAGUGAACAUUUGGACACACAACCACUUCCAUACUGUCUUCAUUUCUCUGGUGAACACUUUGGACUUCCUAAAGGACUUCUUCUCAGAUGCAUGUUGGAAAGCGCAUCGUCCCAUAACAAUGCUUGGAUGCCAUCUCUUGUUUCAUGUUCAGUGGAGGUUUAAAAGCAAGUUCUUCACCAUUCAUAACCUUCAUAAUGUCCUCAACCUUUUAUAGGGCAGUGCAGAAUAGGCUUUUUUCACAGGAGACAUUUUAACUUGUAAUAGGGGACAGCACAGGUGUUACUAAUAAUAUUACGAGGUCUCCGUUACAUUAAGGGUCCGUUGCGACACACAUACUAUUUAGUAUGCCAGAAACACAUUCAGUAACACAUUCAGUAUGUUCCAAUACAUGGUGUGUCAAAUUCAGUAUGCCAAAAGUACCAGGAUGUCCUACUACAUCUGGAUACAUUUUGCAGUAUGCAACCCAGCAUGCUUUUCUGGCUAUUCUGACCCAUAAUCUUCUGCACAGUGGAAGAUGCAUCACAUCAACUGAGCGGCUGAGAGAGAACAGACCAAUAACAGCAUAUUGCAAUGAUAGAGACUGCAAUGGCAGAUGAAGUAGUAUAUCCUGAUUGUAUGUAUACUGCAUGCAAAUUACAUGCAACAGCAAAUAGUUUGUAAGGGCAGCUGCAGUAUGUACUAAAAGUCAAAAGUAGAAGUAUGUGAUUCAGAACACAAUAUAAGUGUGUCAGUAGGCCAGAUAUUAUUAAUUACACCUGUGCUUUUCCUCUAAUAACAUGUCAAAAUGUCUGCUGGAAAAGGUCUAUUUACAUGCUUUAUACCCUUUCUACUGAAAUAAUUCUACAUUGAAUACCACAAAACAUAUAUUGCUCAGUCCAAAUUAAGGGAGAAGGCUGGGGAUAUUCUGUCUUUUUGUUACUGUGAAGAAAUCACGUGAAAAGACCAAAACCAUCAAUGUUUUAAUUCAAGUCAUACAUAUAAACUUUUUUUUUUUUAACUAAAAAAAAAAAAUAUAUAUAGUUUUCUUUAACAGUUGAGCACUUUAACAUUACUCAAACAAGAGUGAGGAGUGCACAGAGGAACACGAUUGGCUACUAGUACAGUAAGACCUUUUUAUGGUAGCAUUUAUUAUUGGUUUUGACAUUUUCAUGGGAUUUGUUGAUGAUAAUAAGAAAAACACAGAUCCCCUGACCACUAUAUGAAAGCCACUAUAUUAGGAAUUAGGAAAGUGGUAGUUUUAUAAAGAUGUGACUAAUUUCUUCUAGAAAAAAGCACUUAAACUGUAAUAAUUAGCCAUUAUAGUUUGAAAGAUGCUAAGAUAUAAUCACAUAGAAAGUAUACAAAUAUAUAGAUUUAAACAUGCAGAAAUUCAAAACGUGACAUUGCCAAUUGUUUGUCUUGUUCCCAGCUCCUUUAGACUCUAAUACAGAUAUAAUAGAACAUUUUUUCUCUGAUUCUCAUUUGAAUCAGAGUGAAAUUGUAUACUCUGUACUCCAUUUUAUUGUUGUUUUCUUCAGUUUGAUCACAACUGCAAAAACAUGUUUGCACUUAAUUACAUUCCCACUAUUGGAAGAUUGUACAAUUCUGUGUGUGUUUUUAAAUCAUCAAAAUUAUUUUAAUUGUGUUUUUUGAUGAAAAACAAAUCUAGUCUUUUAGCAUUUUUUCACAUCUGUUUGAGCGUUCCCACUCAGAGCUGUAGACAAAGUUUAAAGACUGUAGAUUGGUUAUUGAGGUUUUCAGUGGCAGCCAUGUUUGCCCCACAAUAAUCUGGCUUUAACUGGCAGUUAGGUAGAGCUACAUUAUAAAGGAGUUACAUGAGUUAAAGUAUGGAGGGCAUUGUUUCAUAUGUGACAUAUUUGCAGCUAACAUGGCGUCCAUAGUGCUUCCCUAGCCAAACACUUGUCACCCCUCUCACACUUUAUUGGUGUGAUUGUUCACAAUGUACAGAAAGUUAGAGUUAUUAUGUAGUUUUUUUCUCUUUUGUUUUGUAACAUAGUUUUAGUGUACUCAAACCCUGUGGAACACUUACAGCCAUGAACAAUCGUAUUUAAGCUAUACAGUGCCUUGACAUUACAAAGCCAAGUCAGACAACUGAAAAUAUGCUCUUACUUUUAAAUGUUACUAUGGAUUUUUUUUCUGCUAGUCUUAACUGUGUGUUUCUUCCUUUAGAGUCUUACAUGGGUGCAUGUUUAUUAUCCUCUGGUGGUUCACUCUGUUUUAUUUAUAACAUUAUAUUAGGUUUUUUUCUGCUUCAUGGGAUAGACUGUGACAUUUUGAACUUGUGGGCUGUUCUGUUGUUUUGUCUCCAAGCAUGUGUUACAACAUGAGGGAAAGUCAAACUGUUGUGCAGCUGGCUGACACUGUGGACAUCCCAUAUUCAAACUGGAGGAUACGGCUAAAAAAAAAGAAGAAGAUUGAUGCUAUUCAGCUAACGCAUUAAUUUUGGCAGGAAAUUCCAGCUGUUAUCUAAACUUUGGAUGGGCAGAGGGAGGGAGAAGGACAAAAAACUUCUACUUCUCAUUGAUGAUCGAUAAAACUCAACAGUUUGUUUUUCCUCUACCAUAUAUUUAAAAUGCCAUAGUGUUCAGUUGGUGUUUGCACUGAUGGUAGACAGAGAAAGAGACUGAUUGCAAUUCCAUGCAGUGCCUUCUUAAAGAAAUACUUCUGCAUUUUGAGAAAAGCCCUUACUCACUUUGUUUUCGGGCGUUGGAUGAGAAGAUUGACACCGUUCAUGUCUCUAUGCUAAUGAAUCAUUCAGUAGAAAGUAGCCAGAAAGAUUAUUUAGCACAAAAACUGGAAACUGGCAGAGUUUUUUUUUUUUUUUACAGAUUACACAAACAAGAUAUAAUUGUUGUUUGUUACCUUGGGACAGAGUCAGGUUAUCCCUAGUCUUUAUGCUAAGCUAAUGUAUAGUUGUGAAAAUACUAUUGAUCUUCUCAUGUUACUAACUCGCAGCAAACAAGCGAAUAAGGGUAUUUCCCAAAAUGCUGAACGUUCCUGUAAGACCAACCAUCUUAGCUUUUGCUUAUGCUCCCCAAUGUGCACUUACAGCUGUUUGUUAGUAGGUUAUCAUGUUUGUUCUGGUUUUGCUGGCUUGUGUAUUUAUUUGGAUUGUUCCUUUUAAAAAAUGUGUGUAUUUGGUGAACAAAAAACAAACAUACAA